AACUUAUUAUAUGACUUGGUAUGGCGAGUCACUUCACGGGCAUUGUGACGACACUUCCGUUCCAACCACUUUGUUCGGACUGCAGUUUCAUUUUUAGUUUACACAAGAAUAGAAGCCAUUGUACGAGAUGGCAGAAAAAUAUUCAAGUUUGGUGUUCGUGGUUUUGCUUGCGAUGGAAAGCGCUUUCGGGGUUGCAUCCAAUACAACUAUGCCUACAGGAGGAACAACUUCAGCAGCGGCCAUAAUGAUAGCUGGAAAUACAACAGCUACAUUCACUACAAGAACUACGACUUACCGACCGUUUACAACAACAGUUCCGACACCUGUACCAUCUUACCCCACGACCACGACACCACCACAAGGCAGCAACACAGCGCCACCAGUUCACACAGUGAAGCCAGUGUUAAAAGUGUUCGGGAAGAUAGCAUUGCUUUGGUUCAACCAAAGCCUCACCUUCCAAGCCGCUCAAAACUCGUGUAUUUCCCACCAAGCAAGGUUGUUGCAUAACGCAACACUGAGUUCUUUGUACUUCAACUACGCGCAUGCUUUCUUCCUCCCAAUCAGUUCAUUUAAAAAUGAUCAAGGAUCCGUUCGACCAACCCCAAGCCCACCACUGCCACCUACGUUCUGGUACAUAAGCGGGGCGUACAACACAACUGCAUUGCAGUAUAAUAAUGGUACUUGCGAAAUGUGGGUUUCGGGUUUUAACUAUCGGCCAUGCAACCACACAGCAACUUAUUUCUGCAUGAGAAAAAUACCAGAUUGUUACCCCGAGAUGGGCGAAGCCUGUGACGCCAAUCAAAGAUGUGUGGUUUACUUGAACGGCUCUGCUGGUUGCGCGUGCAAUCAAGGUUACACCAAGACCCCAGCAUCUAGUUGUAGGGAUAUCAACGAAUGCCGUACAAGACCACGACCGUGCUUUCAUAGGCGUUCAACUUGUCGGAAUUACGAGGGUGGCUACACAUGCGUUUGCCCCACUGGGUUGGUGGGGAAUGUAUGCGGAUACAAAAUAACAAUGCAACAACUCCUUAAGGGACUUAUCUACAAACCACUCAUGUCAAACCAGAGUUCCUCCACGUAUAAAAGAAACGCACACAAUAUAAUAAAAUCACUAAAGCGAACUGCAAAGAAAUAUAUUUUAUCGAUUCGUGGACUUGAGCUUGUCGAGAUGUUAAGGACCCGGAACUCUACGACAAUCAUCUAUGACGUAUAUACUACGUAUAAGAGUGUGACGUCAUCGACAGUCCUUGAGUUUUUUAAAGAAUCGAAACGAAGAAACGGAUCGUUGUUUCGAUUAUACAAUGCUGACCUACCCAGCCAAGCGCCUCCCAUCUGCUACCGAGGGUUUGUCAAAUCUACGUGGGAAAAUCGAACUUUAGAAUUUCCCGCCACUCCAGCGGAUGUGACGUCAUUCAAUAUUGGCGCGUGCGUCACAGAGGAUUGGUACGCGCUUAUACAAUGCAGACGUCCAACAACUAUUGGUCAUUCGCCCUACUUUGACCGACACACACUAAUGCGACGACCAUGCGGUCAGGGGGGUGUGGUCCCAGUUAUGGCCCCUAACGAGUCGGUUGGCAAGAAAGCCGUGACAACCAGAGUCGACCAAACGUUACAACUCAUUGCUGCACUAAGUCGGCUAAAUUCAACGUGGCCACCUACGUCAUCCCAACCUGCGUCACCACUGCCUACGUCAUCACCACCUGCGUCAUCGCAACCCACAUCUACUAUCAUUGGUCAACUAACGGAUGACGUAAUAAAGUACAACGUAACAGUGAGUGAUUGUGACCAACAAUGCUUGUUUUAAUCCUUACGAAUGUUCGGUUAAAUAUUCUUGUAAGAUGGACACCACGUUUAUAGCACAUAAUAUCCCAUAUUCCACAAUCGUGUUAAUUGAGGCGGUUUUGCGCAACAACUUGGGUCCUAUUUAUUUUUCAUUUAAAACACAAUUUAAUCGUCUAGCAGUUGUGUAUAUCUGAAAAACAAAAACAAGAUUAAAAUACCUUCAUAGUUUAUGUGGCUGGCGUUGGUGGAAAGCCACUACGGCACGACAAGCCCCCAGCCAA
Messenger RNA from Ciona intestinalis (vase tunicate), 2063 nucleotides. The record is from RefSeq and is a predicted model, not a curated record. Lineage: Eukaryota; Metazoa; Chordata; Ascidiacea; Phlebobranchia; Cionidae.